GACCCCUACUAUGGCUGGUGGCCUAUUUUCUAUUGACAGAAACUACUUUGAAGAGAUAGGAACUUACGAUGCAGGAAUGGAUAUCUGGGGUGGCGAGAAUCUUGAAAUGUCUUUUAGGAUUUGGCAGUGCGGCGGCUCCCUGGAGAUCGUCACCUGCUCGCACGUUGGCCACGUCUUCCGAAAGGCCACACCUUACACCUUCCCGGGUGGCACGGGGCACGUCAUCAACAAGAACAACCGGAGACUGGCAGAGGUCUGGAUGGAUGAGUUUAAGGACUUCUUCUAUAUAAUAUCUCCAGGUGUUGUUAAGGUGGAUUAUGGCGAUGUAUCCGUCAGAAAAGCACUGAGAGAGAACCUGAAGUGUAAACCCUUCUCGUGGUACUUGGAAAACAUCUAUCCCGACUCCCAGAUUCCACGGCGCUACUACUCCCUCGGUGAGAUCAGGAACGUUGAAACCAACCAGUGCUUAGACAACAUGGGCCGCAAGGAAAAUGAGAAAGUGGGCAUUUUCAACUGCCACGGCAUGGGAGGAAAUCAG
This is a messenger RNA of Leptosomus discolor (cuckoo roller), 538 nucleotides long. The record is from RefSeq and is a predicted model, not a curated record. Lineage: Eukaryota; Metazoa; Chordata; Aves; Leptosomiformes; Leptosomidae.